Messenger RNA from Ophidiomyces ophidiicola, 1686 nucleotides. RefSeq lists its product as uncharacterized. The coding region runs from base 1 to 1686 and encodes 561 amino acids. Gene Ontology annotation, biological process: aspartyl-tRNA aminoacylation. Gene Ontology annotation, cellular component: aminoacyl-tRNA synthetase multienzyme complex; cytoplasm; cytosol. Lineage: Eukaryota; Fungi; Ascomycota; Eurotiomycetes; Onygenales; Onygenaceae. The record is from RefSeq and is a predicted model, not a curated record. Gene Ontology annotation, molecular function: RNA binding; aspartate-tRNA ligase activity; ATP binding. The transcript has 2 exons.
AUGGAAGAGUCCGCCACACUACCCCACCACCCGAAGCCCGACGAACAACAGCAACAACAAACCGAUGGAACGGCCGCGGAGGGCUCUACACCAGCUGCUCCAAGCAAGAAUGCGUUGAAGAAAGCUGCCAAAGAAAAGGCAAAGGCUGAGAAGGCUGCCCAGCGCGCCGCGCAGGAACAGGCCCAGGCCCAAGCCAGUCAGGCCGCUGAUACCGCGAAGGACCUGUACGGAAAACUGCCCGAUAACGACGAAUUCCCCCAAGUAACGAAUUUCUCCAAAUUCGGCUCCGAAGACUUUGAAGGCAAGGAGGUUACGGUGGUUGCCAGAGUCCACAAUGCCCGUGUGCAGAGCGCAAAGCUUGCGUUUGUGAUGUUGAGGCAAGAAGGAAAAAAGGUGCAGGCUGUGAUCUUCGCCCAGGAACCGAUUUCGAAACAGAUGGUAAAAUGGACUGGUGGAUUGAAUGUCAAUUCGAUUGUGCAGGUUACUGGCGUCGUCAAAAGGCCUGAGAUCCCGAUCAACUCAGCUACAUUCAGCAAUAUGGAGCUACACAUAAGCAAGGUCUACAUGAUCGCACAGGCCUCCCAGCAGCUUCCAAUGCAAGUCAAGGAUGCAGAGCGACCACCACCAGAGUCUAAUGAGGAGGGACUGGUGGAUGCCGAAGGUGCGCCAAUUGUGACUCUUAAGACCCGUCUUGACAACCGUAUUCUCGACCUUCAGACGGAAACCAGUCAGGCUAUAACAUGGAUAUCCAGUGGCGUUGCUGAAUUAUUUUCGGAGUUCAUGUUGAAGAGCGGUGCUAGAUGGAUAUUCACGUCCAAACUUAACGGAUCAGCUACUGAAGGUGGUUCUGACGUCUUUGAACUGGGGUACUUUAAGAGAAAGGCAUAUCUUACCCAGAGUCCUCAGCUUGGGAAACAAAUGUGUAUCGCUGGUGAUAUGAUGAACGUUUUUGAGAUUGGUCCUGUGUUCAGGGCCGAGGAAAGCAACACCCAUAGACAUCUAACUGAGUUCAUUGGUCUCGAUUUCGAAAGAACAUUCCAGCGUCACUAUCACGAAGUUCUCAGUUUUGCCGAGGAGCUUCUCGUGUUCAUUCUCUCGGAGCUGAAAGUGCGGUACAAGGACCAAAUCGAAACUAUCCAAAAAUCCUACCCCAAGGCGGGUGACUUUCGGCUGCCAAAGGAUGGCAAGGCUCUUAGACUAAAAUAUAUGGAGGGAAUAGCAUUAUUGAAAGAAGCUGGAGUUGAUGUAUCGGAACAAGAGAGAUUCGAAAACGACCUCACAACGGCCAUGGAGAAGCACCUUGGAAGAAUUAUCCGUGAGAAAUAUGAUACUGACUUCUACGUCCUCGACAAAUUUCCCAGCGCAGUGCGCCCCUUCUACACCAAAGCCUGCCCCGAAGAUACCACAUUCUCUAACUCAUACGACUUCUUCAUGAGAGGCGAAGAGAUUAUGUCUGGCGCACAACGUAUCAACGAGGCUGAGGAGCUGGAGGAAGCUAUGAGAGCCCGCGGCGUCGACCCCAACGGCGAGGGGUUCCAGGACUAUGUUGGCGCUUUCCGACAGGGUUGCGCGCCCCAUGCUGGCGGAGGCCUUGGGCUGAAUCGUAUUGUAAUGUUCUUCUUGGGUCUGCCUAAUAUUCGGUUGGCCACAUUGUUCCCUCGUGAUCCUCAGAGGCUGCGGCCAUAG